UAUUAAGCUAAUUAGAAUCAUUACUGGUGAAAUAAAAUAUUCUGCGAUGACAUGGAAUAAAAUCCGAAACUUGCGUGAAAAAUAAAUCAAGUCAGCCAAUGAAGAAAAUUUAAACGUGCAAUUACAGAAAUGACGAUUCCGCCUCAAUAUUUGAAAAAGCUCGAAUUAGCUAAACCUGCGGACUUUUCCUUUAAAAAGUUGACAUGCAUCACAGCCAUUGGUCUGGAAGGAGUCCGGUACACUCGAGUGGGUGGCGUUCCGGAUAGAGGCCCGGAAAAGCGAUUUCUUACAAAAUCGCUCUGGUUGAACAACAAUAAACUGAAGAGUACGAGAAAUAUUCACGAGUUGGUAAAUGCCACAAUCGAGUAUCCGGCCCAACUUGGAUGGAUAGAUUUCUCGUUUAAUUACAUAACCGAAAUUGAAGAACAGAGCCUGCUGAAGUUUCCAAAGCUAACCAUAUUGUACUUUCAUGGAAACUGUAUCAACGACUUGAACGAAGUGUAUAAAUUGCGGCCGCUAACAGAAUUGCGAAGUGUAACAUUUCAUGGCAAUCCAAUAGCGAAUCAUCCUCGAUACAGAAACUACGUGGUCUCUGUUCUACCUCAAAUAGUAAAUUUAGAUUUCACACCCAUUGUUAAAACCGAGAAAUUGUUCGCCAUGCCGCCGGAGGUUAUAAAGAAGUUUAAAGAAGAAAAAGAAAAACAGAAGGCGGAGACUGAGAAGCGCAAACCACAACCUGCUGAAGUAAAUCCUUGAUCUCAUCUGUAUUUUACUUAUAUCAUUAAAGUCCUUAUUCUAA
Molecule: messenger RNA, 799 nt
Organism: Dendroctonus ponderosae (mountain pine beetle)
Lineage: Eukaryota; Metazoa; Arthropoda; Insecta; Coleoptera; Curculionidae
Product: leucine-rich repeat-containing protein 51
Exons: 4
Coding region: 130-756 (208 amino acids)
Molecular function (GO): protein binding
Source: RefSeq, a predicted model, not a curated record